AUGUGGAGGAGCUUAGACCUGGCAAGGAGAAGGUUUUUAGCAACACGUAUUCGACAUUUUUCAAGUGCUAAAAAGUAAGUUAAUAGCUCGAAAAGUUUAUCUAGAUUAGUGAGUUCAAUUUAUUCAGCCAUUAAGGCCUCCUUUACACAUGUGUCUUGAGAUUUUUUAUCUACGACAAUAUAAUUCCAGAGAUUAUUACGAGAUCCUCGGAGUUUCCCGUACCGCAACUGAUCGAGAAAUCAAAUCAGCCUUCUACAGACUCUCAAAACAGGUAAUCCCCAUCUAUAACUCCCUCAAUUUUUCCUCAGUAUCAUCCAGAUGUUCCAGGAUCCGAUUCCGAAAAGUUUCUGGAGGUAAAAGAGGCAUAUGAUGUGCUUAGAGACACUAAUAAACGUCGGGAUUACGAUAACUUUGGUCAUGCUGGAGCCAACCCAUAUGCUCAUGGAUUUGGACAAGGCCAAGAACAUCAAAAUCCCUUCAGAAGCGAGGGAUAUCAGCGAGUUUACAGGAGAAACGUAAACCCACAGGAGUUUGAUCAGGUAUGUCGAAUUUUAUCUUGCAUUUUUCUGGAUUUAGAUGAUGAGAGACAUGGAACGGAUGUUCAGACAAUUUGGUGGAAGGAAUGCGAGCAAUAUGAACAGUCAAUCUAGUCGAUUUUACGGGUUCAGAAGAGAGUUUGAUCAAAAAGAAUUUGACAGGGUAAGAGGAAGCCACUUAAAGUAAUAUUAGAAUACCUGCCGAUAUUUUUGACGCUUAAAAGGGUUGAUUAUGCUAAGUUUUAUCAUGGAAACGUAUUUUGUUUGCAGAUAUGGGAAGAAAUACAGAAGAACACGGCUUCCCGAGGUGGCUCCAUCUUCGAAGACGCAUUUAGAAGAGCUCGAGAAAGAUCGGAUGCUUUUUAUCGACAACAGAACGAUGAAAGAUGGCAAAAUAAUAGUAAUGACAGGAAGGAUAAGUAAGCAAACGCAUUUUAGUGGGGACUGGAGAUAGUUUUGGCGCUUUUUUUGGGUUGAAAAUUCAUUUUUAUAUUCACCUUGACAUUAUUUUAGAGAGCAUUGGAACUUUUAUCAAUUCAGAGUGGAGAAUUACAUUGACACGAAGAAAUGGCUCCGAUUGCUUCAGGGGCUGUCAGUUGGAACUGUGCUGUUGAUAUUCGCUGCGUUUCUUUGGAAGUGAGCGUUUACAUUACAUACUUUAUUUACAGGGUGGGCCAAAAAAAAUGGACAAAAUUAAAAGUUGGUGUAUCCCGGCACGAAUACCGUUAUCAAUGGAAAGAAAAAUAGUUUUAUAAUUGUCAACUAUCCUGCUUUAUCACAACUAUUUAAAUUUUUAUAUACUUUUUCUGAAUCGCUGAUACGAGCCAAAAUUUUAGGCCAGCCCAUAUUCUGACCACGUUUUCCAAAAAUUUUGUGGGUCCAAAGAUCUUUACCGACCUAAAUUUCUAUAACUAGCCGAAACCUGGGGGUUGACUGUUUAUGGACGUACCAAGGGGAACCCAGAGAAGCAAAAAAGUUGAUAAUGUUCGAUUAAUAGCACUCCCCCAGUUCGCAACGUGAUCCACAAGAGGUCCAUCUAGAUAAUUCUAAAUUUUUGAGAUCAUUGACAUUGAAGACUCGCAGGUGAGCCUGUUUCAUGCUAUUAAUAGCAAAAAGUGGUCCCUAUAAGACACCUGACAUUGCUUUACAUGAGCCAGCAGUUGAUUUGGUAAUAGCUUGCACUAGCCGUGCGCAACACUUAAAAAAGUUUAGCCGGCAAUACCCAGAGACGCUGAUAUUUUUGGCCAGAAAAUUUUUUCUUUUUUGUUGGCGUUCUUGAACGGUCCGCAUAACUAUGACGGGAUACUUAUAUAUCAGGGUUAUACGACCCCUUUCUUCCAUUUUAAGUCAGUUUCGUAAAAUGAGGAAGCAGCUAACCUUCAGAAUCCAAGUUUUAUUGCGAUGACCCAUCAAAAAGUCAAAAAAAUCGAUUUUUGCUUGCCAUCUUGCUCAUUGAGUUGUACUAUUGUCAAAAAUGCGUUUAGUAUAUUCAUCAUAGAGUAGCAAACACCGUAUGAGGGUAACCAGUGUCAAAAGGUUCACCACGUUUGGUAGAGCAUUGUUUUUCCGAAAGCGCCCAAAUGAAGGUCGAUUUUCCCUGGCCGAGUGUCUAACUUCUGGUCACUGGUUCUUCAUUUUCCGAAAAGCUUGGGUUAAAUCCUUUUAAAGCCUAAGGGGGCAAGUCUCUUAGAUCUGCUUAGACCGCUUGGUAUGUCUUUACGGCCGCUCUAAAAAGUUUAGGAGCAAGAACUUUUAAAAUUUUGCUGCGGGAAUUGGCGCGCUGACCUGGUGACUUUCCUGCAACCGUAUGUUGGAAACUUUUGCAGAUAGAACAAAACUUCUACAGUAAAUAUGUUCCCUUAACACAGUAUUUUCAUGCCAUAUAUACCUUUUUUCACAAACUGUUUCAUGGCAGGAAAAAUCGAAGAAAAAUAAAUGUCCAUUUUUUUUGGCCCACCCUGUACAUACUUUUUUUGAUGACUAAAAUCUUUAAUUUUUGACUUUUAGACAAGAUUAUGACGCAACAAAGCCAAGAAAGGUUUAUCAUGAUCAAGAAGGAGACCUUUAUAAUCGACAGAGCAUAAAGAAAAUGAUGGAGACCCCGCCGAUUAAACCGCUAGACCAAGAAGUUCAUCAGGAGGAGCAAAACCAGCCCUUUGGAUUCCCGCAGACGUAUAAAUCCGAGUUUAGAUGA
This is a messenger RNA of Bursaphelenchus xylophilus (pine wood nematode), 2730 nucleotides long. The record is from the annotation of a GenBank genome assembly. NCBI's taxonomy places the organism in Eukaryota, Metazoa, Nematoda, Chromadorea, Rhabditida, Aphelenchoididae.